Ascoidea rubescens DSM 1968 is the source of this 1257-nucleotide messenger RNA. RefSeq names its product alpha-mannosyltransferase. NCBI's taxonomy places the organism in Eukaryota, Fungi, Ascomycota, Saccharomycetes, Ascoideales, Ascoideaceae. The transcript has 2 exons. The record is from RefSeq and is a predicted model, not a curated record. Gene Ontology annotation, molecular function: alpha-1,2-mannosyltransferase activity. Gene Ontology annotation, biological process: mannan biosynthetic process. Gene Ontology annotation, cellular component: Golgi apparatus. The annotation marks the transcript as partial.
AACCAAAAAUCAAAAGAGUUGUUUGACACUGAUGAUUUUGUAUUUUCCUACGAUUACCUAUCCAACUUGCUUCAGAUUGACUACAACCAAUUGCUCAAUCUAAAACAAAACCACCAGCAGUACUUGGACUUUGCCAAAUCAUCUACCAACUCAGUUUUCGGACCACUUGAUAAAGAAAAAAAGACCUCUUCUCGUCAUGAUGAUAAUACUAACAACAAAAUUCAAAAUGGUAUUGUCUAUGUUGGUGGUGGAAAAUACAGCUGGCUAGCUCUUCUAAGUAUAACCCAAUUGAGACUAACCAACUCAACUACUCCAGUUGAGGUCUUUAUUGCAACCGAAGAGGAUUAUGAUCAAGACUUUUGCGAAACCGUUUUGCCAACUUUGAAUGCUCAUUGCAAUCUAUUAUACAAAAAACUUGAUAUCUCAAUUUUCACAAUGAAUGACAUUCCACUCAAGGGUUAUCAAUAUAAAAACUUGGCUCUCUUAAUAUCAGAUUUCGAAAACAUUUUAUUCAUCGAUGCCGAUAAUUUUCCAACUAAAAAAGUUGAUUCUUUGUUCAUUUCAAAGCCUUUUUUGAAAACAGGUCUAGUAAUUUGGCCUGAUUAUUGGGCAAGAACAACUAAUCCUAAUUGGUACGAUAUCGCUGGUAUCUCAUUUGAAAAAAAAAUAAUAAGAAACUUAAAUUAUUACAAAACAAAAUUUCCUGAUAAGGAGUUAAAUCAAAUCGAUACUCUAAAGGACGCAAACUUUCAUGAUUUAAAUAACACUUUGCCCAAUCCAACUUCGGAAUCUGGCAUGUUACUAGUCAAUAAAAAGAAACACGUCAAAACUCUAUUGUUAUCUCUAUAUUAUAACGUCUUUGGCCCAACUUAUUAUUAUCCUCUAUUUACUCAGGGCUCUGCUGGCGAAGGUGACAAAGAAACCUUUAUAGCUUCCGCUUUUACUUUAAAUCUACCUUACUAUCAGCUCCAAAAGAAAUUCAAAUGGAUCGGUUAUCACGACGAAAAUGAAAAAUUUAAUGCAAAGGCUCUAGGCCAAUAUGAUCCAAUAAUUGAUUAUCAAAAUUUUGAAAACGACGUUUUAUUCAUGCAUUUAUCUUACCCAAAAUUAAUUCCAGAAUUAUUAUUAGAGAAACAAGAACUAACUAAAGAUGAUGGAUCACAUAGAAGAUUAUAUAUUGGCAUGACCGAAUCCCUAGGCUACGAUUUCGAAUUACAAGUCUGGCAAAUAUUUAAUGGUUUGUUAUGUAAAAAUUAU